Girardinichthys multiradiatus is the source of this 4037-nucleotide messenger RNA. RefSeq names its product BRCA1 associated RING domain 1 (gene bard1). Gene Ontology annotation, molecular function: protein binding. Lineage: Eukaryota; Metazoa; Chordata; Actinopteri; Cyprinodontiformes; Goodeidae. Bases 111 to 2513 code for a protein of 800 amino acids. The record is from RefSeq and is a predicted model, not a curated record. The transcript has 11 exons.
UGCAAAGAAUCAGGAAGUAAAUUCCGCUUGUUUUGCGGUUUGAUUUUGGAGGCAGGAUUAGAGCAAACGAGUCGUAAAACAAACUGGUAAGAGAAUCAUUUCUAGUAAAAAUGGAUAAUAGUACAUCGCUACAGGGAGAUGACUGGAAGAAGACCAGAGAGGCGGUUGCAAACUUCCGUCGACUGUUGCUUUGCUCCAAAUGCUUAAAUUUGAUGGAGGAGCCAGUGUGUCUGGGGAUGUGCGAGCAUAUGCUGUGCAGGUCUUGUGCUGGCCCCCGGGCAGGAGAUGGCUGCGCUGUGUGUCGCAGCCCUGCGUGGGUGAAGGACAUCCAAAUCAACAGGCAGCUUAGCAGCAUCAUACAGCUCUUCAGUGGCAUGGAGUCCCUGCUUAAUCCCAAAGAACAACCAGACUCCUCUGUUGCUGAGGUCAAAUCACAGGCACAGGCUGCUGUCCUAAAACACAAGAAGAACUUUAAGAUCUGGUUCAGUCCCCGCAGUCGAAAGGUGCGUUGUAAGGUAGAGAAGCCUUUAGAGGUCACCACUCCAGACAAAAAGUUCUCUGGAGAACAGCCUGCAGCUCACUCCAACAUCACAACAGCUCAGUGCCAGGGCCUUUCAGUGUUUAAUUUCACUUCGUCCUCCCAAGACUCUUCAUCUUCACAAAGUGAAAAUAAUGCAAACAAAAAAGAAAAGAAGAAGCCUAAGAAAGUUGCCGCAAGAAGGCAGGUUCAAGGACGCACUCGUACCACACGUAAACAAACCAAAGAGAAUAUGAAAAAGAAAAGGCUGGAGGCCAUAAACCAGCAAUGGGGAAUUUCAGAGGAGCAAAAUCCCUCAUCUGGACUGGAGCUGGCCUGUGCUGACCGAGCAAGAAGGUCCAGUAAACGGGUUUCUUUCCUAAGCCCUGCUGUCACCACUCAUGAGCCUCAGACUGAAGUAUCGCAGGUGGAUGAACUCUGUUUGACCGACAGCACAAAAAAAGAGGGUCUCUCAGGAGGGAAGAUCGAUGUCCUGAGUCACCAAAGCCAGCAUGGUCAGAGCACAUUCACUGCGAUAGCGUCAACAAAUGUCCCCAUUUCAGAUGACAAUUCCAAUAAAGACAAAAACACAUCUCCCCAUGAGAAUCCCUCCAAAAGAAACAAAGCAGAGGAGAGAAACUGCACCUUGGAAACCACACCAAAAAGACCCAGGGCUUCUCCGGGCCAAAGGAGAAAAUCACCAGGUGGACUAUCUUCACCUUUUGCUGAGCAUUUAACUUUAGCAAGCCCGAUGAGUGAAAAGAACAAGAAACACCCGAGACGAGAUGAACAGCGUAGUCCCUCUAUUAUUGCACUUAUAUCUUCGGAAAGCCAAAACAAAUCCUUGUGCAGUCCUCGAUCAUCUGUCGGCCGUUCAAGCCCUGGAAGCCCAGCAGUAAUGAAGAGAAACCACAAGGGAGAGACCCCUCUGCAUCUUGCUGCAAUAAAGGGAGAUGUAGAUUCUGUCGAAGAACUGCUGGACCAGGGAGCGGACCCCAACCUGAAAGAUAAUGCUGGCUGGACGCCCCUGCAUGAGGCAUGUAAUCUGGGCCACCUGGCAGCUGUGAAGGUUUUGGUCUCAAGAGGUGCCCUGUUGAACACACCUGGCUAUGAAAAUGAUUCUCCACUCCAUGAUGCUGUGAGGAAUGGACAUGCAGCCAUUGUUAAGCUGCUGCUGCAGCUUGGUGCCUCGCAGAAUGUUCUUAAUCUGCAUGGAAAGCGGCCUGCAGAUUAUGCAGUGAACCAGGAGAUGCUGGAGAUUUUCCAGGAAACUGCAGAAGGAACCCAAAAUGCUAAUUCUCAUACAUCUCAUAGCCCCUCAGCAACCAUCUCUGUGUCGAGUGAGAGUGUGAGAAGGGACCAGACUUUACUGUUAUUGGCCAGCAAGCUGUCGCCACCAGAGCGGCAUCAGCUGGCCAGGCUGGGAGUGCUACUGGGAGGGAGGAUUGCCGAUGCCUUUUCUGGCUCAGUGAGCCAUGUCGUUGUGCCAGAAGGACAAAUGCCCACCACCUACUCCACCCUCCUGGGUCUUCUUGCCGGCUGCUGGGUUGUCAAAUACAGCUGGGUGGAGGCAUGUCUCCAGGCGGGGAAGUGGCUGACUGAAGCUGAGCACGAAGCGGGAAAAGGCCCUCAGCGCAGUCGCAUCAACAGAUGCAAUUUGCUGCCGCCGCUCUUCGAUGGCUGUUUCUUCUUCCUCCUGGGCUCCUUUAAAGGGCCGACCAAGGACGAACUUGCAAGGCUUUUGCGAGAAGGAGGUGGCCAACUUUUGAGCCGGCAGCCGAAGCCGGACAGCGAUGUGACACAGACUCUGAAUGCAGCAGCCUAUCAUGCCGAGCCGGGCUCUGACCAGGCCCUCUGCACCCAGUACAUCAUCUACGAUCCGCAGGGAACCUACAAGCCAGCAGUUGUCAGACGAGGGAAGGUAUGGUCAGCUCCCUCUACCUGGAUCAUCAACUGCAUUGGAGCCUUCAGCCUCCUUCCUGUGCCUCAACAUUAAAAAAAGACCUGAUUUCUUUUUUUUAUAAACCCUUAAUAGCUUUUUGUCUAGAUUUUACUCACUCUUUGUUUUGAUUUUUUUUUUCACUUGUGGUAAGUUUGUUGAUUUCUUGCUCAAAUUAAUCAUUGUUUUGCUAACUAAAACAGUAAUGUUUACAUCUAUACAUAUUUGUGUUUUCAGAUUAUUCUAAAUCAUUGUUGUGGGGAGCUGUGUAAUUCUUACAUUAUCUGAAUAAAUAAAUGCUACAGUACAUUAUCAUUUUACUUUUUAGAGAGUGCUAAUAGGAAUGUAAAGAUUAUUGGACUCCUAAGACAAUCAUAAAAGAAGAAUAACGAAAUCUCAAAAGGUAAAAUGCAGUUUCCACACCAACUUGCUUUAGGAAUUUAGUGUGAUGAUUAUUAGAAGAGGAUUAGAACUACAUCAAAACGGGAUUGGUUCUUAGUUCCAGACCAAUCACAUCCAAACACAUCAGUGAGGUGUUUGCGUGAUGAAGGUCUACUUAUUAAGUAAUACUUCUGGAAGUUUACAAGUGUGCAAUAGUUUCAUUUUGAUUUUCGGAGUUUAUAAGAUGAAAUAGUCCAGAGCUACUGGUAUCUCAAACAUUAAGCUAUCAAAAAACAUACUGUAAGGGUUUCUCAGCAAAGGUAAAGUGUAAGUGGAUCCUGUGCAGAGAGUUUGGUAGGAUUUAAUAGAGUAACUGAAGUUAUAUGAAAUUAAAAAUGUCUAAAGUUUUUUUUUUUUGGUUUGAUGUAAUAUUCUAAUCCUAAAUGUCAUGUUCAUUAGCUGUUAGGGGACAAUCAUCAUUAUGAACAGAAAUACAUGUUUUAAAAACAUCAGUCUGUGUGUAAUUAAGCUAAAUAAUGUGUUUCACUUAGUGAAGGGGCUGGCUAAAGCUUGCAACAGACCAUCAUCCACAAUGAAACAAGUCUUAUACCAACAAUGGCAGAAAGACCACCGAAAGAUGAAGAAGCCAUUACCCCAAAACCUUAAAAAAAAGCCAAAUCUCAGUUUACCAUUGCACCCAGGGACAAGGAACUUAGUUUAUGGACUUGUGUCCUGUGGUUUUGUGGUUUCCGGACGAGCUGGAAAGGUUUGUGAGAUUAUAUGUGACUCAAACCAGUUCCGUCAAGAGGAAUAGGUCAAAGUUACAGCAAACUAUUGUGAGACAAUUGUGGACAGUAUUCUACCAAAUACUAAGGAAAUAUAUGUUAAAGUUGUAAGAAACAAAUACUCUCUCUUACUUUUUUGGCAUUCAGCAAAUAUUAAUAGUUUUGGUAAAUAUAACUGACCAAAAAAGUGAUUCAAUGUCAGACAAUGAGAAAAAAACAGUAACGUGUCUUUAUGUAUUCAUAAUUAAUAAAUUAGAGCAUGCCUUUCGAUGAAGCCUGUAUGCCAGAUAAAAAGUACCUUUUGAAAAUAACACAUUUUAAGUAGAUAUUAAACAUGCUUUUUAUUAAGCCCACAUUUUUGUAUUGAAAUGUUUUUGUAUUGUUUUGAUGUAAUUUUUUAAUCGUGUUUUCAUUA